Messenger RNA from Talaromyces atroroseus, 1929 nucleotides. RefSeq lists its product as hypothetical. Gene Ontology annotation, biological process: DNA-templated transcription. The transcript is spliced from 2 exons. The record is from RefSeq and is a predicted model, not a curated record. Bases 1 to 1929 code for a protein of 642 amino acids. Lineage: Eukaryota; Fungi; Ascomycota; Eurotiomycetes; Eurotiales; Trichocomaceae. Gene Ontology annotation, molecular function: DNA binding; zinc ion binding.
AUGUCUCCCAAGCGCAAAUUGCUCAACCUUGAUGCAGAGUCUUUCAACUUUCCAAGAAAGAGCCAGGCCCGAAAUGUCGGGGCAUGCCUUUUGCCGUCACACAUGCUGGACACGGUUAGGCAGUUGAUCGACCCAGAUUUCCGUCCUGAACAGCUCGGCCAUGUUGCUUCAGGUGACGACGAAUCGCCACGCUUUCUCAAGCCUUUGCCGUCUCGCAUGGCCCCGGAGGAUGUGGACUAUCUGCGGGCAAAGGGUGCCCUCACCGUCCCGGACACUCCUCUACGAAACGAGCUGCUGAGGGCAUAUGUCAAAUGGGUCUACAGCUCGUUGCCCGUGCUAGAUCUGCAUAGCUUUCUCGAAGCAGUCGCUACUAACGAUGCCGAUGCUAGCAUAAGCCUGCUGCUUUUCCAAGCCGUCAUGUUUGCCGGCACGGCUUUCGUUGACAUCAACCAUCUCAGAGCUGCCGGCUUCAAGACGAGGAGAGAAGCCCGAACGGCUUUCUUCAACAACGCACGAUUAUUGUAUGUGUUGGACUGCGAAGAAGACCGCAUCGCUGCCAUCCAGUCAAUUCUAUUGAUGACGUACUAUUAUGAGAAAGAUGAGAGUCUACAAAAGGAUAUUUGGCAUUGGGUUGGCGUCUGUAACACCCAGGCACAGUCGAUCGGGCUGCAUCGUGAUCCCACCCAGUCCAACAUGACCAGUGAUGCAAAGAGCCUGCGGAUUCGACUCUGGUGGUGUCUUUAUUCACGAGACCGGCUCAUUGCUCUUGCUUUGCAUCGACCUACGCAGAUCAACGAGGGUUUCUGCAACGUUCCGUUGCUGGCACUGACUGAUUUUGAUACAAGGCCCUUUCAUGCUGCAGUAAACGACAUACUUUUUGACUGUAGCUAUAUGGGAGAUGUUUAUUUUCAGCGGCGUUUGGCGGUCAUGUUUAUUGAAAAAGUGAAAUUGUGCCAAUUUCUAGGCCGAGUGCUGUUCGCGCAAUACGUGCCAUUCAAUGGUCUUACUGGAACCACGCGAGAAACUACUAUCACCCUGAUUCCUCGACAAUCCACAGAUGCGGAGUUACAACGCUGCAGUCAGAAACUAGAUGCUUGGCUGAACAAACUUCCAGACGAGGCGACAUUCAUGGGCCCACGAGAGAAGAGGGGACUCAGUGACGGAGAUGAUGUUCUUUAUCUUCACUCAUCAAUGCUGCAAAUGGUCUAUCACGCGACAUGCACUGCACUAUAUCGCCCGCGAGCUUCGACUUCAAGCACUAAAAGCGCGUCGGGGACUUCAGAAAUGUCAAUCACCGUAGCUAGGGGAAAGAUCCGAGAUGCAGCAUCUGAAACCGCAGAACUUGCAUAUCGUCUCCGCCACCUUGGCCUAACACCGUAUCUGCCCACCUACGGCUUGACUGUAAUGACACCGGCUGCAGUGGUUCACAUGACAAAUUUGAGGUCAACCGACCCAGUCGUAAGGGACAGAAGCACAUGGAACUUCCGCCUCUGUAUCGAGGUAAUAAGUGGCAUGCGAGAUAUCUAUCCAGCAGCCGACUAUGAAAGUGCAUGCCUUGAGAUGGCCAUACAACAAAUGCAGCAAGGACAACAAAACAUGCCGAAAUUGCCCUCUUUUGUUAUGCAAGACAUUACCCAUCGCCAAUGGGGGCCUGGUUUUGCGAAUACAACAGAUCUGAAUAUAUCCAUUACCGAGCAGCAUUCUUCCACUUUUGACGAAAGUACUGGUGACGAGGGAAUUGCGCCGCAGAGACUAAUGAUUUAUAACGAUGAUGAUGACGACAAUAAUGACACUAACGAGAAUAAUGAAAAUAGCGACGAUUCUAUUGAAUUCUGGACAUUCCAACCGAAGUCAACCCUCUCCCCCUUGAGAGACGACGGAGGGAUGCUUAUCACAGGAGAUUUGGAGAGGGAUCUGGGAUUUAUAUGA